This is a messenger RNA of Melopsittacus undulatus (budgerigar), 1995 nucleotides long. It is a transcript of the gene ARL11, whose product is annotated as ARF like GTPase 11. Gene Ontology annotation, biological process: intracellular protein transport; vesicle-mediated transport. The transcript has a single exon. Gene Ontology annotation, cellular component: cytoplasm; plasma membrane. Bases 336 to 941 code for a protein of 201 amino acids. The record is from RefSeq and is a predicted model, not a curated record. NCBI's taxonomy places the organism in Eukaryota, Metazoa, Chordata, Aves, Psittaciformes, Psittaculidae. Gene Ontology annotation, molecular function: GTPase activity; GTP binding.
CUUGCUCCACUUCUUCCUGCAGAGUGCUAGCUCUCUUUUGCAUUGAUCAGGUCAUGAAUCAAAAUGGAAGUGAGCAGCAGCAGAGUUGGGGUAUAAAAUUUGUUUCAAAUGGUGUUCCCUGGCUCUGUUCCACACUUCAUAAAUAAUAACUCUCACCUCAUUUUGGCUACGAAGACAAGCAAAAGCAAGCUGCCGGUGUCUUUCUUCAGCAAACCUAAGUGCUCUCUCAGAGAGGCAGGACUGAGCGCUCUCUUAUUAACUGACAUUAUCAAGGAAACGCACUUGCUUUCUUCUUUUGGCUGCGAUUUUUGUGCCACAGUUGCGGCAGCAUCUUGAUGGGGAAGCUGAUCUCCAAAGACCGGCGCAAAAGAGAUGCUCGAGUUGUCAUGCUGGGGCUUGACUUGGCUGGCAAGUCCACCCUUCUGUACAAACUCAAGAGCGGUCAGGCUGUGGAGACCUGCCCAACGGUUGGCUUCAACGUGGAGUCUCUGCAGACACCCUGUGGUGUAUCCUUCACCCUCUGGGACAUCGGCGGACAAGGCAGCCUGCGGCCAAGCUGGCCUGACUACCUAGAGGACACCGACACCCUCAUCUUCGUGCUUGACAGCACAGACACAGCGCGACUGCCUGAGGCGGCGGCAGCGCUGGAGGAUGCCCUGAGCCACCCCGGCAUGGCUGGCAUCCCCAUCCUCCUGCUGGCCAACAAGCAGGACAUGCCGGGAGCACUGGCUCCAGCCGAGCUGGGGGAGAAGCUGUGCUGGGGGCAGCUGGCCAGGCACCGCUGGGUGCUCCGGGGAUGCAGUGCCCACACGGGGCAGGGCCUGCAGGAAGUCCUGGCCAUCCUGGGAUUGCUGCUGCGGGGCCUGGAGCAGAGCUUCCCAUCCCAAGAGCAGCCCUUCACAGGGCUGGUGGGGAGCAGGCAAGCUCUAGAGCAAACCUGAACCUCGGGACCAUCUUUCCCACUCAUGGAGGAUCCCAGCCUCUGGGUACCCCCUAACCUGAGCAGAUCUGCAGCUGGCACACACCAUGGAAUGCCCAGCCACUCACCACUGAAACCCACCAAGAUGACCUCCGAGCAAAACUCCCAUCAUGGAGCAUUCUUGGCCCCAUCUCUUGGACUCUCAUCGCCAGCUGCAGUUUGUCUGCUUUUGCCAAGCUCUGUUCAUCCAUUGUGUGCAGUGCUUCAGCAGGGAUGCUUUUUGUCAGAUCAAUAUAAACUAUAACAGAGAUGUGCACAACAGACAGAAGAGGUUUUAUUCUUUCUGUGGCUCCCAGCCCAGAUGCAGAUAUCCUGAUGGGGUGAACCCCACAGGGGGGUGUUUGAAUGUGUCCCACGCUGCUUCUGUCUCAGCUUGAAUCACAUAUUCAUUGGCUGGAAAAGCAAACAGCCUCUAAAAGAAAUGGCUAAAUGGGAGCAGCAGAAGUGCAGGACUUGAAAUGUCUAACAGCUAAUUGAUGUUAGUGCAGCAUCUGCAGGUAUGAACUUCAAGCCAUGGAAGCAAGUAAGGAUUUGAUGGUGUAAUGAGGUUUGAGGAUGUGUAUAUAAUUUCUGCAUUUCUUGUUCUGGGUCUUUCUUGUCUACUCACUGCUUUUAUCCAAACUGAUUUAAUGAAAAUUGUACCUCAUCUUCCUUGUACUUUAUAUAAAUAUGAAUAAAUUAAACCUGACUUCUAGAUGUUGGAAACACAUCUGCAUGGCCACUCAACCUCUAAAUAUCCUCAUGGUGGUCUGAACAGCCAAGAUGAAAUCCCAUCUCUCAGACUUUUUGAAACUGGACAAGACCACUCUACAUGCAACGACUGGUAGCCAUGGACACUUAUGGGCACAGGCAGGUUGGCAACCAAAGGGACCUCCACACUCAACUGCAUCAGGGUAGCUGAAAUGCCCUUGGCAGCUCACAGUGGGGCUGGGUGGGUCCCUUAUUGCAGUAGUGGUCUUUGUCCAACCCUGCUCAGUCUACACAGAAUAUGUGCCUGAGGGUUCCCUGUACACAAA